UCUCUCUCAUCCUGCAACGCGUGUGUGCUCCGCAUCGAGCAGGUACUUCACUUCGGAUUUCGCAGUCGGACACGGCUGCCUCAGCUAGACGACUUACGCGCUGCAGUGACUGGAGGGCUGCUAUACAGGGCUGGCUUCCUCUCGUGACUACUGCUGAUUCGGGGCUGCGACUAUUGUUGUCUCCAGUGCAGUAUCACUUCGCGGGGGGUACGUUGGCGGUGCUGAACCUGAGCUGCCGCUGAUGCUGCUGCUCUUGAUUCUCGCGCAUCCCUGCGGCGUCGCCGGAUGAGAGAGGAAAAUAAGGAACGAAUUACGGACAGCGCCGCCGCCGGAAACGCCGGGCUGAGUGCUGACGCCUAUAGAUACGCGCCUGCGCCAGAAGCGUCGUAUAUGUAUAUAUAAGUAUACACAUGUCAACACAGAUCUUUGAGAUCAGUCUCUGCAACCAGAUGAACAAUCAACAAACCUAACCUAUAAUUGUUGACAUUAUUUGCUAUUCGUUGCUCUUCCAUCAGAGCUAAGGUAAUUUUUCGAAAGAUUUCUUCAAAGAGCUGGUAAUCCGCCAACAUGGGGAAGCGGCAGCAUCAGAAGGACAAGAUGUACCUUACGUACACAGAAUGGACCACAUUGUAUGGUGGAAAGAUGUCUGGCACUUCAUCGGAGACAAGUGAAGACACCACAUUCCGCAGGUUGCCUUUCGAUCACUGUUGCCUGAGUCUGCAACCCUUUGAGCAUCCCUACUGCGAUGCUCAGGGAAACAUCUUCGAACUGGAAGCUCUCUUGCCCUAUGUCAAACAUUUUAAGCACAAUCCUGUCACUGGAAAACCCUUAGAUAUCAAGUCUCUGACAAAACUUAACUUUUUCAAAAAUGCUGAAGGAGAAUAUCACUGUCCAGUAUUGUUCAAAAUCUUUUCCAAGCAUUCUCAUAUUGUUGCUGUUAAAACUACUGGACAUGUAUUUUCGUUUGAGGCAGUAGAGCAGUUGAACAUUAAAACCAAAAAUUGGAAAGAUUUGAUUAACGAUGAACCUUUUGUUAGAAAAGAUCUCAUUACCAUUCAAGAUCCUACUGAUGCUCGAAAAUUCAAUCUUUCUACAUUCCAUCACAUCAAAAAUAAUCUUAGAAUUGAAGAUGAAGAGGUAGUCAAGGAGCGCAACAAUCCUAAUGCCAAACUUAAAACUGUAUCAAUGGAAACAAAAGAGAUCUUGAGUGAACUGGAACGCGAUUACAAGCCAGCACAAGAGUCUAAGGUUGUUAACAAAACUAAAGCAGACAAGUUCAAUGCAGCACAUUAUUCAACUGGUGCUGCAGCAGCAGGUCUUACAUCGACAGUCAUGCCAAGAGUGACCACACUUGAAGCUGCUGUUCUUGAAGAGGACGUCGUACGUUAUGAACGCGUCAAGAAAAAAGGAUAUGUCAAAAUCAUUACAAAUUUUGGACCCCUUAAUUUAGAACUACAUUGUGAUAUGGUACCUAAAACAUGUGAAAAUUUUAUGAAACACUGUCAAAAUGGAUAUUACAACGGCACUAAAUUUCACAGAUCCAUUAGGAAUUUCAUGGUACAAGGCGGUGAUCCAACGAAUACAGGAAACGGCGGCAAAUCAAUUUGGGGUAAACCUUUCGAAGAUGAGUUCAAGCCCAAUCUCGUUCAUCAAGGGCGAGGGAUUUUAUCCAUGGCUAAUUCGGGUACCAACACCAAUGGCUCCCAAUUCUUUAUCACCUAUCGGUCCUGUCGACAUCUGGACAAUAAGCACACGAUCUUUGGCAAAAUAGUUGGUGGUCUAGAGACGCUGAAUGCUAUUGAAAAAAUCGAGGUAGAUAACAAAGAUCGACCCAUUGAAGAUAUAGUUAUUCAAGCAGUACAAAUCUACGUCGACCCGUACGAAGAAGCCGACGAACAGUUAGCCGCCGAAAGAGCAGCAGAGACCGAGAGGCUGGUGAAGGAAGAGGCUGAACUGAAAGCUCCACGAAAAAAGGAGCAAGAACAGGCUUUAAAAGUUUAUCGUCCAGGAGUCGGAAAGUACCUUAAUACAGCUAAACUUAAUGAUAAGUCCAAAAAAGAAGAGGCUUCGGUCGUCCCCAAAAAGAAGAAGAAAGUCGUAUCGAGUCAGCUUGACUUUGCUACCUGGUGAUUUCGAGAUACGAUUUCCUUGGUGUACAAGAAUCGUUGUAAAAAUUGUAAAUUAUUAUUGAAUGUCAUCGUCCUCCGGCAAUUCUGAGACCUGAUAACCUGUUCGUUGUGGACGAUGCAGCUAUAAGUACAGCGGCCGCUUAAGGUUUACCCCCUUCUACACAGACACAGACUAGAUCUCGUUCUCUCGCGGUUAAGACCAUUUUCGGAAUCUCGCCGCUGCACCGUGGCUUUACAGUUUUGCAGUGGCGGAAACUCUUCGACCACUCGGAUUUCGCUAGGAUUGCAUUCCUCGACGCAGUGAAAUUUUGCAAAUCAGCGCAAGCGUGCUUUUUUGCUUUUGAGUGCUUUGCUUUGUUAAAGCGGGGGUGAAAAUGAUUUGGGGCCCGAGACGAUGAGGGCGUUCAUAAAUCAAGUGACUUUAAAAACAUAUGUACAAACGAAAUUAGUCAUUGUAAUGACUAAACAUUAGUAUAGCAUUAAGAUAUAAAAUAAACAUCGAACAAAGCAUCAAAAUA
This is a messenger RNA of Nasonia vitripennis (jewel wasp), 2647 nucleotides long. RefSeq names its product RING-type E3 ubiquitin-protein ligase PPIL2. The coding region runs from base 568 to 2130 and encodes 520 amino acids. Gene Ontology annotation, biological process: protein folding; protein polyubiquitination; protein peptidyl-prolyl isomerization. The record is from RefSeq and is a predicted model, not a curated record. Gene Ontology annotation, cellular component: catalytic step 2 spliceosome. The transcript has 8 exons. Gene Ontology annotation, molecular function: peptidyl-prolyl cis-trans isomerase activity; ubiquitin-ubiquitin ligase activity. NCBI's taxonomy places the organism in Eukaryota, Metazoa, Arthropoda, Insecta, Hymenoptera, Pteromalidae.